AUGUUGGAAAGCCGAGAUGGGGCUCUUACCUCGCAGCAAAUCAUAUAUGGGCGUGCUCUCCUUCUAUCGUUUUUGCUAACAGGAUCUAUUCUCACUAGUUACGCGAUAUUUAACAAGCAUCUCCGGCAAUAUUCCAGGGCGACCGAGAUUCCAUCUAGCAGUUUCAGGAAGAAGUGGCUCUAUGGGAAAGUCACAUCGGUGGGUGACGGUGAUAAUUUCCACUUUUUCCAUACUCCUGGUGGUCUCCGGGGCGGAUGGGGCUGGCUAAGAAGAGAGCCCCAACUGGAUAAAACUGAUGCCGGGCAUAAAUCUCUUCCAAGCAGGCUAUUCGCAUCACUCGCAAGACGGCAUAUGAGUGAACCAGAGAAAUUCCGUUCUUUGCAAGUGAGCUAUAAGGGUAAAAGAAACUUGCCCACCAUAUCGAUCCGCUUGUGUGGAGUUGACGCGCCUGAGAGAGCUCACUUCGGUAAUCCCGCCCAGCCUUUUAGCGAGGAGGCCCUGAUUUGGCUUCGCCAUACGAUUCUUGGCCGCCAUGUGUGGGUCAAACCUUUGGCUAUUGACCAGUAUGGCAGGUGUGUCGCCAAAGUUGAAUAUCUCACAUGGACGGGUUGGAGAAAUCUUAGUCUGGACAUGGUCAAAAACGGUUUGGCGGUUGUAUAUGAGGGCAAAACAGGGGCCGAAUUCGACACAGAGGAGGACAUAUAUGUCUUCCAUCAAACAAUUGCUCAACAACGUCGCGUAGGACUGUGGAGCCUAAAGAAAAUGGAGACUCCCGGCGCAUACAAAAAGAGGAUGGGUUGA
Lachancea dasiensis is the source of this 801-nucleotide messenger RNA. The record is from the annotation of a GenBank genome assembly. Lineage: Eukaryota; Fungi; Ascomycota; Saccharomycetes; Saccharomycetales; Saccharomycetaceae.